AGCCAGGAUCGUUGGCUCCUUUCAGCAUCUCCUGGCCACCAUGAGAAGGUCCUGGCUGGGUUUCCAGCUGGUUCUUCUCAGCUGCGCUUUGUUGUUGGCCGUGGUUGCGGUGGAAGGGAGACACGGCAAGGAAGAGGAGGGUUCCUUGGAAGAGGAGUGUCGCUGCGUGGAGGAAGGUUGCAAGAAGAGGUGCCACCACGAGGAAGAGGAGUGUUGUUGCGAGAAGAGGUGCCACCACGAGGAAGAGGAGUGUUGUUGCGAGAAGAAGCAUCACCACAAAGAUGAAGAAUGUUGCAAAAAGAAGCAUUCCCACGGAGAGGAAGAGGCUGGCAAAAAGAAGCCUUCCCGUGUAGCAGUAGAAGAAGAAGCGGCUGACAAAAAAAAGGCUCCCCAUAAGGAGAAAAGGCGUUUUAGAAUGAGGAUCCCCUUUUUGGAAGAGUCGGAAGACUCAACUGGGGACUCGAGUGAAAUUUACAAGGACUUCGCCAAGGAACAGCAAGAGAUGAUAAUGAAACAAGCAGCUCAAACCUCCGAUGCUGUGCCUCGCCACAGGAAGGAGCAAGCCAUCGCCCACUUCAAUCAACGAAGCGAGGGAACCUACUACAAACGUCUGGAGGAUGGACAGCUGGAGUACAAGAAAGCCAUCGGCGUCAUGAUCUACGUCAAGAUGCUUUUGGCCGAGACGAACUGCACCAAAACCGAAGAGCAAAAAGAGGCUGGCGUGGAAUAUUCCAGAGCCUACCUGGAGAAGGAGGGUUGCCAGCUUCUACCGCAAUUUAAACAGGAGAAACACAACUGCACCUUCGGAAUCUUCCUCGACAUGAGAACCGAAAAGAAAGUUGUCACCAGCCGGGACUGCACAAUAAUCCCCGGGAUUAAACAGUUACCCAAACCUUUGAAAGGUCUCAGCAACUGAUGCUCAGCUCUGGGAGGAAAGCCCCCUCCCCGCCUUCCCUAACAACCACAUAAUCACUUAGACGCAACUACUCACCCUCCCCACUCGCCCACCCUAAGAGGAACCCAUCGCGCACACCCAUCUCAUUCCCCAAAUCCCCAUAACUCUCUGCCUUUGCCUUCGUUCUGAAAUAGGAGAAUAAAAUUACCCUAAAUUGCACAGA
This is a messenger RNA of Pantherophis guttatus, 1118 nucleotides long. RefSeq lists its product as uncharacterized. The record is from RefSeq and is a predicted model, not a curated record. NCBI's taxonomy places the organism in Eukaryota, Metazoa, Chordata, Lepidosauria, Squamata, Colubridae.